AUAUUAGAAUCGACUACUCAUACGCGGCCGAGAUAAUGAGAUGAUAUCACUGACGUCAGCGAGAAACCCAUUAUCACAAAUGUACAUGACAAAUGGUUAGGCAAGAACCCGGAACCACCAGACCACCACAGCCUUUUCAGACGGCUAGGUUUACUAUCUGGUCAUGAUUUGAUUGAGUCUCUGCAGAGGAGGAGCGGAUGGUAGGUAACAUAUUCUUUGUAUUACUACGUAUAUAAGUACGUGUACUACGCAGCUGUACAAGUGCACCUUUAAACAAAAUGACGGCCGGUUCAGGCAUUAAUCGAUUUUUGCGUUGUGUGCUGGAUAUUCAUAAUGAGUCCGUCAUGGCUCUUGGCUGUAUACACACAGGGAGCUACACGAUAUACGAAGCUAAAAAAUAAGUAGCUAUCAAAAGUGUAACUCUGAGAGUCUACAAUGGCGGCACCUGCUGCUAAUGGCUAUAACAUUCUCCUUGUGAACCCCGGUCCGCAGAACGAGAGUCCGGCUAAGAAACGCCAAGAAGCUUUCACCCGGAUUGUUGAAAACACCAAGCCAAGCAUUAUAUUCACCCAGGAAUGUAACAAACCUUUUGUCAAAAAUCUCAGUCCUGAAUAUCUAAGAGUUGGAAACGAUGAUGCUGGAUUUAUUUUCAAUGAGAACGAAUUUUUGCUUACUGACCUCACCCACCCCGGCGAUACAAGCUUUCUUCGCCUAAUCGAAGAACUCGGAAGGAAGGAGGGGAUAUCUGUUGAUUUUCAGUCCCGUGGUUAUGUUGUUAAGUUGAAAUCUAACGGUUGCUAUAGUGGGAUAGCACAUUAUAGGCUUCGAUCCGCCACGCUUUACCACUUGUGGGGCGGGCCAGCGCCGGUCUACUAGCGGGAACGCUCUGCACCCGAAUUGACGCUACCUCGUUCCUGAAAUACCGAUACCCAGAAGUGUCCACGUCAAAUGACCACAAUCCCUACAUGAUAGAGAUAUAGACCAAUAAGUCGUUCAAUUUUGAUUUUAAUUGUCGAUCUAAAAUACAUUAAAGUAGUUCCGGUAGCCUGUUGGCGAUUAACUGCACAUGUAUGUGGAUAGAACUGUGUUGUCGAUCGGCCAGUGUCACGAGUGUGCCAUUUGAAAUCUAAAUAUAUAUGAUUCACACUUAAAGGCAUAUAAUAAUUUACAACUCUCUUUUCAGCUAAAAAAUAAGUAGCUAUCAAAAGUGUAACUCUGAGAGUCUACAAUGGCGGCACCUGCUGCUAAUGGCUAUAACAUUCUCCUUGUGAACCCCGGUCCGCAGAACGAGAGUCCGGCUAAGAAACGCCAAGAAGCUUUCACCCGGAUUGUUGAAAACACCAAGCCAAGCAUUAUAUUCACCCAGGAAUGUAACAAACCUUUUGUCAAAAAUCUCAGUCCUGAAUAUCUAAGAGUUGGAAACGAUGAUGCUGGAUUUAUUUUCAAUGAGAACGAAUUUUUGCUUACUGACCUCACCCACCCCGGCGAUACAAGCUUUCUUCGCCUAAUCGAAGAACUCGGAAGGAAGGAGGGGAUAUCUGUUGAUUUUCAGUCCCGUGGUUAUGUUGUUAAGUUGAAAUCUAACGGUGUCCCUAACUUAGAAGUGCUUGCUGUGUCCUGGCAUGGAAACAACACAGUAAAAGAUGAAAAAAGGUCCAGUCUCCUGGAGAACCUGUUUCUUGUGGUUAAAGAGAUGAGGAAGCUUCCGAACUUCAAGGGCCAUGGUGGUGAAUUGUUGCCUGUUAUUGUUGGUGGCGACUUCAAUCUUGUGUUGCAGAAAUGGCCGAGGGAUCCUGAGCUUGUUUAUCACACGUAUAAGCCAUCGGCUCGUCGACAGGGUAGGGUUAUCGACUUGUUUGUCUCGACCAAAGGCUUCACUCUCGAGGACUGUAAAUUCGUGAACAUGUCUUUUGAACUUGAUGAUACAAAACCGGCUAGUGAGUAUCUCAGCCACGACCCGAUCCAAGGGGUGCUUGCUUACUCUGGAAUCCACGACACUGGCGGGAGUGACGACUCCGAUUGUAGAGGCGACUUUGGUAGUAGUGAGAGUGGCAAGACGGACCACACUAACAGUAGUGACCACUGUGGAGAGAUUUGUGGAAGUGUUUGCACAGGAAAUGCGGGUAAGACCGUUGAGAAUGAAAAGCCCAAAACUGAUAAACUGAAUCGACGAAAUGAUACCAAAGGCAAGGUAUCAAUCAACGAAAAGUUAGGGAAAAAUUCACAUGGUGGAAGACCUAGACAAGAAAACUCAGAACAGGCUCCAACCAGCAGAAUAAAAGUAAAGGCGACUACUGUAGCUGGUAUAAGGCAGAGAACGGACAUGCAUCCAUGUUCAAGUAUAAAACCCUCCAGCCAGCAAAACUUGGCAGCAUCCGCUAAUGGUUAUAACAUUCUCCUCAUCAGCACUGGCAGCGGGAUUCCAGUUGCAAAAUGCAAAGAUGCAUUCAGACAUGUGAGACAGUUUGUAGAAGAAGUCAAGCCAAGCAUUAUAUUCACCCAACAAAUUACGGGACCGUUUGUGAAGGGUCUUGGACAUGACUAUAAAGAACUUGGAACUCCUAAGGCAGGAUUUAUUUUUAACAAGGCUGAAUUUUGGCACAGGGAUUUGAUGGAUGACCGUGACCUUUCCGACCUUGUUAAGAGAUUAAGAGACGAAAAUGAUAUAUCAAGAGGCUUUGAAUUCUUAGAGCGGGUUCACGUUGUCAGGUUUACAUCUAAAAGUGUACACGGCUUGGACGUGAUUGCUCUGGCUUGGCACGGACAAUACGGAAAGAAAGGUGGCGGACGUCUUACAGAUGAAACCAUGAUCAGGUUUUUAAGAGACCUGUUCCUUGUGGUCGAAGAAAUGCAGAAGCUUCAGAAUUUCCGGGGCAGUGAUGGUAGAUCAUUACCUGUUAUUAUUGGUGGCGACUUCAAACUCGAGGUCACAAAAUGGCCUAGAGACAACACUAUUUUGGAUUAUCACAAGUACACGCCAUCGGUUAAGAGGAAACAACGACUUGUUGAUAUGUUCCUCACAACAAAGGAUCUCACUGUAACGGACUGCAAAUUCCUCAAGGCUAACGAUGGAAAAACGGCAAUGAGUGAUUUCCUCAACAACGACCUGGUCCAAGGAGUACUAGCGUACUCCAGUCCGAGUUGGCCGCACUGACACUCAACUUCGAUUGCUAGCUCAAUCCGGUGCUGGCUCAGUUUGUGAAAUGCCCUAUAGAGAGAGAGAGAGAGAGAGAAAG
This is a messenger RNA of Lineus longissimus, 3236 nucleotides long. RefSeq lists its product as uncharacterized. The transcript is spliced from 3 exons. The coding region runs from base 1229 to 3154 and encodes 641 amino acids. The record is from RefSeq and is a predicted model, not a curated record. NCBI's taxonomy places the organism in Eukaryota, Metazoa, Nemertea, Pilidiophora, Heteronemertea, Lineidae.